This is a messenger RNA of Spirometra erinaceieuropaei, 2699 nucleotides long. The record is from the annotation of a GenBank genome assembly. NCBI's taxonomy places the organism in Eukaryota, Metazoa, Platyhelminthes, Cestoda, Diphyllobothriidea, Diphyllobothriidae.
AUGUUGCAAAUGCAGCAGAAGACGGCGUACGUUUAGAUUUUCUGCUUAAUGAUAUUUCGCAGAAAUGAAUACGUGAGCAACAACUAUCACAAAGGUUCCCUGAAUGUUCAGGAAGACAUAAAGUUCACAAUGUUACUAAGGUAAUUCGCAGACUUGUCAAAUUAUCUAACGUCUUAUGUUCAAUCUCUCGGCGUUUGUUUAGAUCGAUCAGCGGCAGUAAAAAUCUAAACACCGCCGAGGAUGAAUGCCCGUCCGUCGUUCGACCUAAACGUUAACCUAUUUCGUACAAUUUAGGCACCGAAACCAUCACAAAGGUAUAUUACUGAUAACAGGAAAGAACAAUUUUUAGUUUUCCUUUCAAUGUCAGGAAAUGUAAUCGUUAUUUCACCACACAGCUCAUAUAUUUCCGCGUACAACAACUUUUUUGCGGCGGAUACCGCUUCCCCUUUGUCGGCGGCUGCAAUUACGGGCAUUGUUAUUGGAGGUAAUCUGCGUUACGUUAUUUUCACCAUUUUUUUACUUUUUUUACCUUUGGUCGGCAAGACAUUUCUUAUGACACUAACCAUUAUUUUUUCACUUUUUCCCCAUCUUCUUAAGAAGGCCGAAAAAGCGGCUGAAAUAUCCAUUCACAAACUAGAAUUUAAAUAUUUCUACCGUUUUCCCAUGCAAGCCCUGAAGUAAGCAUAUACUAUUCGAAACAUUUUAUCUUAGUUCACAAGUAUAAUUGUCUUUCUCACCGAAGUAUGUAUCGUUCCACGGCAAAUGUUGCAUAAAACAAUCUCCAUUCUAAAAAUAACUAUGAUUCAUUGCGUUUAUGCGUUUUGUUUGAUGUUUAAAACGGUUAGGAGAUAUGAAAAUAACCUUUUUUACAGUAUGCAUUUUUCGGACAUGCACUUUAUUAAAGUUGGCGAAUCCCAGAGUCAGCUGGGAACAGAUUCCUAAGUCUUAUUCCUUUGGAUGCUGGCUGGAUAAUAACCAACCUAAAUGGUACAUAAGAGUCUAAUUUUGGUAACAUUCGGUUGCAUGAAUAUCAUUCCACAAACGUAAUGUCACUUACGGGAGCUACUGUCCGUCUUUCCCACCGGUGAGACCUGCGCUUCAAUAUCGGGAAACUAUGACACCCUGUUUGGUUUCCGAAACGAUGGUGGCAAUAUGCAAAUGUUUUCAGUUCAUUUAAUGUCGGUCGGUUUUGUGUAUAGACAUUUUGCAGAAAAACUUUCGCUGUUGCAUUUUUGUAAAAAGUCGGAUAAUACCUUACUGAAAUACUCACUUGUCAUCCGUAUGACCUAUGGUAAGGCUUCUACACAUUUAGACAAAUUGUCAGUCAGCAAUGAGGCACACGCAGUUAGGUUCUGAGGAUUUCCAAUCAGGAUCCCGACGUUACACAAAUCUCAAAAUUAUAUUUCCAAAUCAUGUUUUACUUAUUAACUCUCCCUGGCGAAAACUAGGGACGUUUUUUUCUAAACGCAUUCCGCACAGGAACUAAAAAACUUUCUUUAAAACCAGAGACUGAUAUUAAAUUCUGACAAGAGGAGCAACCAGGAUUGCAGCUUAUCGUAGGGGAAAUAAAUGAUGCGAUUAGAGAAACCGAUCAGACUCCUGGCCUUCGCGCACUCUGAGAUGUGAAUACUUGCAACGACUUUGCCUUAGCAAUCACACACAGUCUCUCUUCAUCAGUAAGCUUAUGUCUAACAUUUACCAAUUAAAGGCACGUGAGGGGGACAUUUUGUUGAAUUUUUGGCAAACGACUAUAUAUGGUAGUUUGCGAUGACUUGCGUUUAGGCUCUUUCGCCAGAAUCUCGGUAUUCCUCUGAAUAUUUGAUUGCACUUUAAUGGAAAAAAUGCAUCCCCAAGAUCAAACACAGUUUUUAAGGCUAAAAUUUAAAAUAUAUUCUUUAGAUAAUCAGGAAAAUCAGUCCUAUCGCCUUUCUUUUCUUGCCCUUUCAGAGUUUUUAUCUGUGUCCUAAAAAGAGUUCAAAUAUGGGGAGUGUAUUGCCCUUUGCAUUUACUAACAGUUUCUUUACUCGAGUUUCCAAUCGUACAUCUUAAAAGGGUUGUUGAAUUUAAACUCAAAUUGUCCCUUAGUUGAUCCCAUUGUGAACACUUUGUUGGGCUCCGUGGAACUAUAACCUGUGACGGCAAAAACAAGGACAGAGUACUGAUAACGUUCUAGAUUCCACUAUUAGGUCCUACCAACAGCCGUCGGUGUGGUCAAAUUUGGACCAAUUUACCCCAGUUUAUACUGCACUUUGUGCUAAGAGUCAAGCCUUGUCCACCAAUAUUUUUCAUGGUAACUACAACUCGUGCAAAAUAAUUUUUAUACCAAUUAUUAAAAUGUUUUAGAACGCAAGAGCCACGCUCCAAUUUAUGCCGAAUAUUUGAUACCGCUCGUGUAUUGUUUGCCUUUCCCUUUGGCAUUAAAUCUGAACAAACAUUUGCUUUAUACUGCACUUUCUAAACAGGCGUUUUACCUUGGAACACUCACCUUGAGCCAUUUUUUCUUUUAAGUACUGGCUUUUGUCCUCCUCAUAAUUGCAAUUUUGCUGAUCAUCUACUGUUGUCGGCAUCGAAAUUCUGGAUAUCAGAGCGCCUAUGACACAGAAGAGGCACUAACAAAUGCAAACGCCCAAUCUGCUGAUUAUGCUCUUCGCCAAAAGGCUAACGGCCAUCCCGAUGUCAAACCCGAACUCUUUAUUUGA